Molecule: messenger RNA, 1741 nt
Organism: Medicago truncatula (barrel medic)
Lineage: Eukaryota; Viridiplantae; Streptophyta; Magnoliopsida; Fabales; Fabaceae
Product: non-structural maintenance of chromosomes element 4 homolog A
Exons: 6
Coding region: 369-1523 (384 amino acids)
Biological process (GO): DNA repair
Cellular component (GO): Smc5-Smc6 complex; nucleus
Source: RefSeq, a predicted model, not a curated record
AAAAUUUGGGGGAAAAAAAAUCCUUUUUAUUCUUUAAAAUUUGGGGGAAAAAAAUCCUCUCAUAUUCAAUCUCAUUUGGUCUUGCCGUUUCUCUCUUCUUUCUCCCAACAACAAAGCAAAUCGAGUCAAGACAACCCAACCACCACACCACCGCCGGCCAGCCGCCGCGACCACUCACAUGUCACCUUCUUCUCCAUCCAUCACCCGCCGGCGCAUCCUCCUGACCUCCUCCAUCUUCUGUGUUAUCUCCAUCUCUCUCCAAAAACCCUAAUUUAGGUGAGCAUACUAUUGGCUUAUGCUAUUGUAUAGAACAUAAUUGAAAACCCUCGGUUAGUGGUUUAGGGUUGAAAGAAAGAAAGAAAGAAGCAAUGGCUCGUAGAGGAGAAGAAGAACAACAAGUGUUUCGUCGCGUUAAGAGAGAACGCCUCAACGCCGCCGCCGCCACGGAGGAGAAGGAUGAAGAAGAAGAAGAAGAGGAGAAUCAGGACUCCAGUAUUCGCAGAAUCAUCCGCUCCGAGUUCUUCAAACUCAAGUCUCUUAUCAAUGAGGAAAAAGAUGAUUUGAUGAACGGUGAUUCAGAGAAGUUCGAUUCAAUCCUUCACGAGUUCGAUAAGUUACAUGAGCAAGUGAAGAAACCUCGAGAACAGGUUGCUGACGCUGAAGCACUUCUAGAUCUGACACGCACUCUUGUUGGAUCCGUUAAAUCUCUUGUCAACGAAGGUGUUACUCCUUCUCAGUUUGUUUCAUCUCUUCUCAAACACUAUGCUCACCCACCCAACAACGCCGCUUCCAUUGACUGGCAUAAACUCGGCAUUUCUGUUUCCCCCAUUUUCCUCACUGUUCAUGGUUCCUCUACCAUGCUUGGUCCCAUGGAAAAUCAGUUGAAACAACGCAAAACCAUUGUUUCUAGAAAGAGAAAUCCUCGCUCUACUACAACUGCUAGACCUCAACAGCUCCAAGAUACUGAGGGAGAGGAAAAAACUGAUACUGACAAAAACAUGUCAACCAUGUUCAACAUAUUAAGGGAAAACAAAAAGGUCCAACUUGAACACCUCAUUUUGAACAGAUUUUCUUUUGCUCAGACAGUUGAAAACCUGUUUGCCCUCUCAUUCUUGGUCAAAGAUGGUCGCGCUGAAAUCAGUAUGGAUGACAAACGUUCACACUAUGUUUCACCAAAGAAUGCUCCUGCUGCCAACUCUAUAAUGUCAAAAGAAGUUUCUUACACUCAUUUUGUCUUCAGAUAUGAUUACAAAGAUUGGAAGAUAAUGAAGGAUAUUGUGCCUGAUGGCAAAGAGCUAAUGCCACAUAGGAUUCAGUACAGUACUGCGGCUGAUCCAUCACAGGAAGAGAUGGGUGGUGACAGUUCCACACAAGCUUUGGCUGUGACUCCUAUCAGGAAGAUAUCUAGGAACCGAGGGCGUGUUCUGCAGGAGGAGAGUGUUGUGGAAGAAUCUCCUGAAUGUGAUGAUGAAAAUGCUUCUAGAGCUGCUGCAAUCCGAAGGUGUAAGCGUAAACUUCAUUAGGAAAUUGCAUAUUAUGCCAGAGGCUGUAAAUAAUUGUAGAUCCGUUGAAGUACAAUGCCUUUUUGACUUUGCUAGAAUGCAUCGCACAUUCUCCCUUUUUUGGAUUUUGGAAUGUUGCUUCUACUGCCAUCUCUUUUAAGUACCGUCUUUAAAUUGGUUAAAUGUGUAAACUUGUUUAGGUAUUGGUGGUUGCCUUGUUAACGUGGCUAUCUGGAACA